Messenger RNA from Zeugodacus cucurbitae (melon fly), 1935 nucleotides. It is a transcript of the gene CaMKI, whose product is annotated as calcium/calmodulin-dependent protein kinase type 1. The transcript is spliced from 10 exons. Gene Ontology annotation, biological process: protein phosphorylation. Bases 569 to 1903 code for a protein of 444 amino acids. Gene Ontology annotation, molecular function: calmodulin binding; ATP binding; calcium/calmodulin-dependent protein kinase activity. The record is from RefSeq and is a predicted model, not a curated record. Lineage: Eukaryota; Metazoa; Arthropoda; Insecta; Diptera; Tephritidae.
UGAUAAACCAUUGAUUUUUCAACCUAUGGUUGCGCAUAAAGAAGAAUUUCUGUUGCAGUUAAUUCAUGGAUUGUUUUGUUAAAUAGUUUUCAAUGUCAGGAAUAAAGCAAAUAAACUGAAUUUUCAAAUAUAAAAUUAAUUGUAGUUGACAGUUUCAAGCCAUGUGCGAAAAGUUCGCUUUGUAUGUUUCAAAUCGGGUAUUUAAUGUAUAUUUUUUGGGAAAAGUGGAAUAUUUCAAAUGAAAACACUUGGAAAAUAAUGACUUUCUGUCAUAUCAUAAAAACUGUGAUGAAACCUGCUGAUAAGUAACUGAUGCAAAUAGCCCCAUAACAUUUCGGAGAAAAUAAUGUGGGAAUAAAUAUAAGAAACAAUUACGUUUGAUCUAUACGUAAGCACCACUGGCGCAGAAUUAAUUUUUUUGCUGGAUAUUUGAAUAUUAAAGAAAAAACACAACGAUUAUAAAAAAUGUGCGCUUAUUAAAUAGUACUAAAAUUCGAGCGAAAAAAACACAUCGUUUUAUUGUAAAAAAAAUUUGAUUUGUAAAAUUCGUUGAAGGUGCACCGAAAAUAUGCCUCUAUUUGGCAAAAAAGAUUUUAGCAAAAAAAUGAAAAAGGAGAAUAAGGAGCUCAAUAAACAAACAUCCAUAGAAGAGAAGUACAAUCUCCAUGGACUGCUUGGGACAGGUGCCUUUUCUGAAGUACGCCUGGCUGAGAGUAAGGAAAAUCCAGAUGAACACUUCGCAGUUAAGAUUAUCGAUAAAAAGGCGUUAAAAGGAAAAGAAGAAUCGCUUGAAAAUGAAAUUCGGGUAUUGAGGAGGUUCAGUGCAAAUGACUCCGAGAAUGGACAGCGAUUAGCACAUCCAAAUAUCGUGCAGCUCUUGGAAACAUUUGAAGAUAAGUGGAAAGUUUACCUGGUUAUGGAAUUGGUAACUGGUGGAGAACUAUUUGACCGAAUUGUCGAAAAAGGUUCCUAUACCGAAAAAGAUGCAUCAGAUCUUAUACGACAAAUUCUAGAAGCUGUUGACUAUAUGCAUGAACAAGGUGUUGUACACAGAGAUUUAAAGCCAGAGAAUCUGCUUUACUACAGUCCUAAUAAUGACAGCAAAAUAAUGAUUAGUGAUUUUGGAUUGUCGAAGAUGGAAGACUCUGGUAUUAUGGCAACAGCUUGCGGCACACCAGGUUACGUAGCGCCGGAAGUUUUGGCACAAAAGCCAUAUGGAAAAGCAGUUGAUGUAUGGAGCAUAGGCGUUAUAUCUUAUAUAUUACUCUGUGGUUAUCCACCAUUCUAUGAUGAAAAUGAUGCAAAUCUAUUUGCACAAAUCUUAAAAGGUGAAUUCGAGUUUGACUCACCAUACUGGGAUGAAAUAAGCGAAUCUGCUAAGAACUUUAUUCAAAACUUAAUGUGUGUAAACGUGGAUAAGCGCUACACCUGUAAACAAGCAUUGGCCCAUCCUUGGAUUUCUGGUAAUGCUGCGAGCAACAAGAAUAUUCAUGGUACCGUGUCCGAGCAACUUAAAAAGAACUUCGCAAAAUCUCGAUGGAAACAAGCCUAUUAUGCGGCAACCGUUAUACGCCAAAUGCAGCGCAUGGCACUGAGCAGUAACAGUGGCGGCGGUAGUAGUAAGAGUAACAUGUUAGCCACGGAGAGUGUAGUUAGUAGCAGUAGCGUUGGCGCUUCGGAUACGACUGAAAGUCUUAGCAGCAGUAAUACUGAGGGCGCAAUUUCCCUAAAUAAUGUGAACUCAAGUACCAACAGCAGCUGUUCGAAAUCAGGCCAGCAUGAGGACUCAACUGAAUGCAAUGCAACAAAUGUCAAAGAGUGCAAAGAUAACCGACCAAUGGAAAGUAAUAGCUGUAAAAGUAGCACCACUGCUUGUGUAAAUGGCAGUGAAUCAAAUAUAUAAGCCUUGCACAAAUUAAUGAAAAAAAAACACAA